This is a messenger RNA of Macrobrachium nipponense, 5252 nucleotides long. RefSeq names its product serine/threonine-protein kinase par-1-like. Gene Ontology annotation, molecular function: ATP binding; protein serine/threonine kinase activity. The transcript has 7 exons. Gene Ontology annotation, biological process: protein phosphorylation; intracellular signal transduction; positive regulation of apoptotic process. The record is from RefSeq and is a predicted model, not a curated record. Bases 768 to 4190 code for a protein of 1140 amino acids. Gene Ontology annotation, cellular component: nucleus. NCBI's taxonomy places the organism in Eukaryota, Metazoa, Arthropoda, Malacostraca, Decapoda, Palaemonidae.
CCGAUACGGACUUCUUGGCUAGUGUGUGGCUGGAGGUGGUAGUGUGAACAAGUGAGUUCGUCGUAGUUCUCGCAUCCUUCAGUUCCUGAGGCUGCUCGGUCGUCAUUUGCGUAACGCCUGAUCACGAAUAUUCCGUUUCUGUCGUAGACCCUGUUUUAUCCGUUCGUAAUUGCACUGAGCAUACUAGAUGAGAAAAAUUUGCCAUCACCGAAGAAAAUUUUGUUGACGUAAGGGAAAUUUAUUUCAAGCCAAGUGAGGUUAGGUUGCAUUGCCUAAUUGGAUAUUUGAAAAUACGUUAUCAAAUAUUUUCCACGAACAAAAUUCCACUGCAGAAUUCAAAUUGGAACUGACAAGAUGAGGUCCAGGUGCAAAACGUGUCCGAAAAACUAUGCAACAUUUGUAAGUCUUGCAUUCAUAAGCCUUGUGAUUUUAGUAUUACUAAGAACUGGGUGAAAAUUAUUGCUUCUUGUGUGCUCUUGCACGUCGUAAAAGAAAUCACGUUUUGAAGAUAUCAAUAUAAAAUACAUUGUUGUAAUCAGGCUGGGCUAUAAUAAACCGUAGGCCUAGACCUUAAUUCGUAACUACGGAAUUGAUUUUUACCAUUAUUUUGAAUGACGUUCAGAAAACUGAAAUAGCGUGAAUGUAAAAUAAAAGGCUUUUAACCUAGCUUGCCUCUUGUAUACCAAGAAAAGGAGACAUUGCCAAUUCGUGUUGUGUUCAGAAACAAAACUGUUAUUGGUCAAAUUGCGCAAGGUAAACCGUAGAAGAUGUCAACAAGCGCCUCAGGCAGUCCCGUGCGGGAUUCAUCUUCAUCUGCAAUGGGAUCUUCCGGGAGGCAAAUAGGCCUAGACGUAGGCCAGUGGAGUGCUGAUCCGAAAACUGGCGUUGUAACGCUGACGGAAUCAGCAUUGACUAGGCUUAUCAAUACGGACCCCAUCGAGAAGUGGUACAUAUUAGAACCAGAGCCAUUUGCAAGAGGCCAGUUCGCCGUGGUGUACCACGCUCGCCACCGCAUCACGGGCGACGAGUUUGCGGCGAAGUUUUCUUCGAGGUGGCGUAUGGGGGAGGACUGCACGGCCGACAUCCUUCACGAAGUGGCCGUGUGCGCCAUGAUAAAGGCCACACCGAGGGCCGUCCAACUCCAGGAUGUCUUCAGCACGGAGAAGGAGCUCGUCCUCGUCAUGGAGUACGCUGCCGGUGGCGAUCUCCAGACACUCUUGGAUGAGGACGUGGUACCGUAUGAGCGUGACGUCAUCAACUUCACCCGGCAACUCUUGGAAGGAUUAGUCUUCAUCCACGACAGAAAUAUUGUCCAUCUAGACAUCAAGCCGCAGAACCUGGUCCUGAUGGGCGAAUUCCCCGAUUGUGCGGUCAAGCUCUGCGACUUUGAGAUCUCCAGGGUCCUCACGCCCAGGAGGGAGAUUCGCGAGAUCCUGGGCACUCCGGAUUACGUAGCGCCAGAGAUCAUUCUUUACGAGCCCAUUACAACGAAGACUGAUAUGUGGUCAUUGGGGGUCCUAACGUACGUUUUGCUGACGGGGUUCUUGCCCUUCGGCGGGGAGACAGACCAGGAGACCUUCUUGGAGAUAUCUCUUGGCGAGCUGGACUUUCCAGAGGAGCUUUUCGAGGACAUCUCGGCAGAGGCCAUCGACUUCAUUAAAAAGCUCCUCAUUCGAAAUCCUCAGUUAAGAAUGAGCGCCUGUGAAUGCCUCGAACAUGCAUGGAUGAAGGCCGAUCUCAGUAAAGCGAAAAUACCGCCACAAACAACAACACAGAAAUCCUCAGUAUCGUCGCCGGCAGUAACUCCAACGCCAUCAUUGUCCUCCUCCUCGUCGCUCAUGACACCACAAAGCAUCUACACUUUCAGUGCCGGUGAACACAGUGCUUCCAUAUAUUCUCCUGCAUUGAUAUCUGCUCUUUCAGAUAUCAGUUCUGCGGGAAGCUUUGGUCAAUACACCAGGUCCUGUAGCUCUUUGAAUAACACCCCGUCAGCUGUGACGCCAUGCAACACGACUCCAACUAUCCAGACGCCUAACAACGCCACGCCCACAAUCCUGACUCCUAUGAGUUCCUCCCCUCGUGAUAUCGGUCUUCCUCCUGUUCAUCCUUACAGCAGCAGCAGCCAAAGGACAUCCGCUGUCAAUUCUACCCAUUCAUCCACGAAUUCCUUGUAUCGAGGAGGAUCUCGGCAGUCACUGGAUCGUGCCAGAAGCCUGUCUAAGUCUCGCGAAGUCCUUUACGAAAGAAUGCAGAUGUCUAACCAGAGGAAGUUGCUGUCUAAGUCCAGGGAAAGGUUAAACGAAGGCCGCCUUGCCCUGUCACGUUCCAGAGAGGAUCUUUUAGCCUUCCGAGCAUUUUCUCACUCAGAGGAAACACUUUCAGUGUUUAGCUGGCUAAACAAUGACGAUUCCCUUUACCAAAGCUGUAGUAGUGUCUUCCAACCAAUGCUUCCGAUGUUGGCCGAGGACAGGGUGUCAGGCCGUCUGUAUAAAAGUCUCGCCUCCAUCGAUAAAAUUGAUGAAGUUGGCACAGAUUCGCAUAUAUGCAGUGACCGUCAGAGUAUCUUUGACUCUCGAUUUUCAAUUAAUGACGAAGACUAUAAUAACCUCAUUACUAGGUAUAACACAGCAGUCAACAGCCAUCGCAGUACGCCACCCAGGGGGAGGAAAGGCGAAGGGCGCCGAAAUGGCAGCAGACAAGAAAGCAGAUUAAAAGGAAGUGGGUUAGGUGGGCGUGGCUCAAAUCUAUGUGAUAAACGAUGCUCUCGUCACAGUCGACAGGCUGAUUCCCAGUUAGUGCCAAAAACACCAAAAAUGAGUAAGGCAGAACGUAUGAAACGUGAUAACCAUAGGAGACGCAAAGGAAAGAAGGAGAAAGAGAAACAAAAAACAGAAAAACAAAGAUCAGAGCCACUAUCCAAAUCCCCAGAACCUGCGCCAGAUAACAUGUUACUAAAGCCCCCAGACAAAGCCUCCUGCAGCAGCAGCAGCAGCAGGGCUCCCUCUCCCUGCAAAAGGCGUGGUUCAGUGUCCCACGUGGAACAGAGGAUACAAGAGAGGCACGAGAGACAGCAAGAGAAAUUAGAGAGACAAGAGCGCCAGGACAAAACUGAACGGCGGGGCUCUGGAAAGGGCUCAGGGUCUAAUCACAAGAGAAGGGACUCGGGCGAGGAAAAGCACCCGAAAGAUAAAAAUAAAAACGGCAAAAAUAAAACGACUGAUACUAUUCCCAGCAGUUGCAUGGGCAGUAGGCCAAGAAGUAUUUCUCCAUCAAAAAGGAGUGUUAAGAAAACAAAUUCAAUGAGCAGUGAAGGAUCUCCAGCCUCAUCAUACGAAAGCGUCAAGGAAUUAAGCGAGUACCCAACAACAUCAAAGAGCAGUGGCACGGCCAGUCCAUUGCGAUCGCAAAGAAAUUCUGUUGGGGCAUCAAGUGAUAACUCUGAGCAUCGUGAGAGGAGAUCAGACAUGGAUGAAGCAUAUGUCUCUCUUGAGGAGCCAGUUGACGAUGGGAUAUUCAGUCGGAGUGAAAGCAUGGACAGCACCAUGACAGUAGAAUCUGAUCAUACUGUAAGAGAAACAGACACGUCGUCGGAUACACUCGAGUCAACCACGUUGCCUCUCUGCCAGCCUGAAGGUGAACCAUUGCAAUCCAACAAGGUGGUUGAUGAUGAUAGCGAUAUUCAUGUUCAAGAAGCAGACCCCAUCAAAGAAAAAAAGGAGAUCGAGUCAUGUAGCCAGAAGGUCGAGAGAUCUUCCUCCGAAAGUAUGCCAGAACUGACCGCCAUUAACGAGGAAGAAGAGGACGAGAAAAGUGUCUUUGCAAGAUCUGUCUCCACAAGCAGCGACAUCGGCAGUAUGCUGAGCGAGAACAGCGAGGCUGAUAAAGAAGACUCUGCCUCCAAGUCAACUGAAUCGCAGGAUACUGAAAAUGCUGCUGCUCUGGCCUGGAGGAGGAAAGGGCGAUCCAUGAGUAUGCAACCGAGUGACCCCCCACCGUUUUCCCACUUGCACCUUUGUAGGUCAAAUUCAUUCAAUCUCGUGAUGCCCCUUGGAGGGUUCGUAGCUCCUCCUUGGGGAGAGGUAUGUGAGGGAGCAGUCACUAGGGCUUUGGAAAUGUUCAAGCUUAAACCCGCUGACAUGACCUCGGCAAGUAGAAAUUUCUUGGAAAGAAGAGCGUCUCUUCAUAGUUAAUGGGAUUUCGUUUAACUUCAGAAGCAAUGGUUUUGCUGUGCUGACUGCAGCUUGGAAAUAAAAAAACAUAAAUAAUGUCAACCAACUGCUUAUAAGGCUACAUAUGUUAUUGUUAAACUGCAUUUGAACAUGUUUUCUCCGAAGAUUGUUUUUCUUAAAUAUAAUCUGAAUACCAUUGACUUUACAUUUCAGUGCAUUGUACAUUUAAACCCUGACUAACUGCAGGGUCUUUUUGCAAGUCCACAUUUUUUAAAAAUUAUUGUAUGGUGUAGUGUAUGGGCAGUUUGAGAAAAAAAUUGUUUUUAUUGUGAAGCAAUGCCAUUCCUACUUGGAAACUUGAGCGUAAAAAAUGCCAAGUGAACAAGAGAUCAAAGGUUACUACCUUUUCGGAAUGUUUACUUGUCAGAAGAAGUGAAUGCAAUUGGAAGGAACAUUUACUCUUGUUUAUUAGGGAUAUUUGUGCUUAGUAAACGGAUGGUAGACAGUUUCUGGCGGACUUACUGUUAUCGAAAGACCUGUGCAAAGGAAACGAAAGAGCUGUCACAUGAGUUGUUUUUGGGGAAAAGUGGCCAAGAAGGAAAAAGUGGAGUUGCACCUUAGCGUGAAAACUCUAGUGACAAUGUAUUUCAGAGUUGCUUACUAGAUAAAAACAGGUCCUUGGGAUGAGACUUCGUGUGAGAUUCGGAGCAUUUUAUAUACAAUUAUGAGGCUGUUGUGUUCAUACUUGUUUUACCUUAGUCAUACGCAAUGAUCUUGUGACUCAAAGACUGUUGUAUGAUACAGUACACGUGUAAAGAUACGCUUGAGAAUAUAGAUUUACGCCUGUAUAGAAUUAUUCGAUUUAAGUUGACUAGGAACUACGUACCAGAGUGCCUGGAAAAUGGUAAACAGCUUUAAGCUAUGUAAAUACAUACUCGAGAUUAGUUUUUAAGUUUUUUGUUUCACACUUUCGGGUACAUUGGUGAAGGUCCGUCGACGUUGCUGUUUAUCUAUAAUUGGUACGUAACGCAGAUGCUCUGUAAUACGUUUUUUAUUUGUUUUAAGAAUGUAUAAGCUUUAAAA